GAACAACUUUAUCUCAAAUAUGCUCAUGACAUACUUGGCGUGGUUGCACUUCUUGGAGAGGUUCAGACCCACAAGCUUAGCAGCAUGCUUUCGACAUAUCUUGGAGAAGAUCAGAUGCUUGCUGUAGUAUGCAAAUCCCGUGCAGCUACCAGAGCUCUUGAAAUUAAUCAAAUGGAUGGAAAUGUGAAUUGCGCCAGUGUUCUUGACAUAUUAGCAGCUAAGCUUGGAAUUUCCAUCAAGGGUCAAUAUAUGGUUAUAUGCCUCGAGGAUAUAAGGCCAUAUAAGCAAGGAGUCAGCAGUGAUCCCCAAAGAGAACUUGCUAUUCCACAGCCUACUUUAUCAAACAGAGAAACUCCCCCAGGCUUUUUGGGCUACGCAGUUAACAUGAUAUUCCUUCCUGAAGAAUAUAUGCAGUUUAGAACUGCUUCAGGUCAUGGUCUCCGAGAGACAUUAUUUUAUCAUCUGCUUGGUAAGCUUCAAGUCUACAAGUCUAAUGAGCACCUUUACAUGGCAAGUUCCUGCAUAGAAGAUGGUGCGGUUUCCCUGGAUGGUGGAAUGAUGAGAGGAAAUGGAGUUGUAUCUGCAUCUGUUGGAUCUGAGGAUCCAUAUAUUCUAUUUCCAGUCAUCUGUCUGGAAAGACAGUUACUCCUCUCACCUGAGAAAGUAGAAAGAUUGAAGAGAAUCGAAGAGUUGAAGCUGGAACAAAAUCAACUUCAAGAUCGAAUACAGGAAGAGCUUAGGAAUGAAGCCAAGUACAAGAAGAAGUUGGCCAAAAAGCUCAUGGACAAAAAGCAGAUUGAUGAUCAGUUUGAGAAUGCACUUCUACGAAACGUUCCUGAGGCACCGCUUAUGCUUGAUCCAUCGCUCAAUCAAGGAGGUCAGAUUAGUUCCAUUACUUUUGCUGGCAAUCGGGACAUAAUGCAAAAUAGAACUGCUGAGGCUGUUAGCUGCCAUUCCAAGAAACUUGAGGAUGCAAUUAAGGAGACUGGUCUUCAAAUUAAACACCAUGAUGAUAACAUAAAAUUCUUAGAGGGUCAGAAGAACAGGUUGGAUGAUUCAAUUUUGGAUUUAGAAGCUGCUCUCGCCAAGACUUAUUCAGCAAGUGGAACUGGUUCUGAAAAUAAGGAAUCUUCCAAUGGGCAGAAUGAGGAGGAAACAAUCGAACAAAUCUUAAGUUUUGAUAAAUCUGCAGCUGCCAUCUGUGUCCAGCUGCAAAAGCGUACUGGAGCUCAGAUUACUAAUAUUCCAUUUAUGAAGGACAUAAUAGGAAUUGUUGCUUUGCUUGGGAAGGUUGACGACGACAAUCUCAGCAGGACUCUCUCAGAUUAUCUUGGGCAAGGAACCAUGUUAGCAGUUGUUUGCAAGACGCGUGAUGGACUUAAAGCACUGGAAACAUAUGAUAAGGAAGGUCUUAUAAUUAAAAGUUCUGGUCUUCAUGGAGUUGGAGCUUCAUUUGGGAGACCUUUGGAUGACCGAUAUCUUGUAAUUUGUCUUGAGAACUUAAGACCAUACACCGGUGAAUUUAUUGCUGAUGACCCUCAGAGAAGGCUGUCCAUAAAGAAGCCAAGAUACGUCAACGGGAAAACUCUUCCUGGUUUUCUUGGUUUUGCUGUCAAUAUGAUCAAUAUUGACGCUGAUAACUUAUAUUGUGUUACAAGCAAUGGUCAUGGCCUGAGAGAGACCCUCUUCUAUGGACUCUUCUCACAGUUGCAAGUAUACAAAACAAGGGCAGACAUGAUGCAGGCACUACCCUUUAUAGCUGGUGGAGCCAUAUCAUUGGAUGGUGGGAUCAUAAAGAGUCGUGGUAUAUUUUCCCUAGGCAAAAGGGAAGUACAGAUCAAAUUUCCAAAGAGUUGUGGAAGGUCAUAUAUACCUGAAAACUAUUUUGAAACUGAGAUCCGGAUGAAGGAGCUGAAGUGGGAAAGGGUAAGAUGUGUGGAAGAUUUAGAGAGAGAGCAAACAUUGCUGACCAAUGCUACGAACAACUUUGAAAUAAGGAAAGAAGAGUUUGUCAAGUUUCUUUCACAAAGCUCAUCCCAUCUUUGAGGGUGUUUAGUUAGACUAUGAAUGCUUGAGCUUUCUUUACUUGAUACUCUUUGUCCGUACAUCUUGCUUUAAUUGAUUGAUGAUGUCAUUUGAUAGUUGCAGACUGUACUUGCAUUUUAUCUUGUUAGGUGAGAACUCUGCAUGGAUAAGAGAUCCUAUUUUUUGCCCUGGGAACUGUUUAAGCUUGUGCUUGCCUUAGAAUGCCAGUUAUCAAUGCUUUCUUGA
Solanum pennellii is the source of this 2271-nucleotide messenger RNA. Its product is annotated as protein DEFECTIVE IN MERISTEM SILENCING 3-like. The transcript has 10 exons. The record is from RefSeq and is a predicted model, not a curated record. Lineage: Eukaryota; Viridiplantae; Streptophyta; Magnoliopsida; Solanales; Solanaceae. Bases 85 to 2046 code for a protein of 653 amino acids.